Molecule: messenger RNA, 406 nt
Organism: Aspergillus pseudonomiae
Lineage: Eukaryota; Fungi; Ascomycota; Eurotiomycetes; Eurotiales; Aspergillaceae
Exons: 2
Coding region: 66-287 (73 amino acids)
Source: RefSeq, a predicted model, not a curated record
CGAAUCCUCACUAAACAGCAGUGGGUGCAACACAAGAGCACGUAAAAGAGCGGAGGGAAUCCCAAAUGAUAAGGCGGGCACCACUUGGCUCGAGUUGGUUAGUUUUUUGCUGGCAGGCGGAAAGUUCCAAGUUCGCGGUGGAGCUCAACCAUAGCAUUUAUUCGGUGAUCCCAUUCCCCGCUUUCAUGAAUUACUACUUUUCCAGAAAUUCCUUGGACUCUCGGCUUGCGUCCUAUUGUCGUCUCAAACUCCCCGGGGUCUCGGAUAAUUCAUUUGGCUCACUUUAACCCUCCCAAAACGACGAAACGGUUCCGUUCUUUUCCUCCCCGCCCUCCCCGUGGACCGAAGAUGCCAUUCUGAAGCUCUCCCGUGAUCCCCCCAAUUCUCGUCGACGUCAUCGGUCCGU